Molecule: messenger RNA, 609 nt
Organism: Heterostelium album PN500
Lineage: Eukaryota; Evosea; Eumycetozoa; Acytosteliales; Acytosteliaceae
Exons: 1
Coding region: 1-609 (202 amino acids)
Source: RefSeq, a predicted model, not a curated record
AUGGAGACCAACCAAGUCAAAGGAAUCGAAUAUAGUGAUAAUGUUUUUACUGUGUGCUAUGAUGGUGGUGAUUACAUCUAUUUAGUUCGUAAAUUUAAAUAUAUGAUAAUUUGCAGGUUCAAUGUUCUUACUCUUGAAUUCCAAGAGAUCUAUAAAUCAAAACCAAAUGAUCGAAACAUCAAACUCUUCCAAUCAUUUUUCUACAAAGGAUUGAUCUAUUGUUUACCGGUGGAGGGGGAUACACUACAGAUCUUCAAUCCAUCAGAUAAGAAGGUAACAGAGAGUCAGUGUGAUAAAUCGAUAGUAAAUUCCGAUAUGUGUUUCGAUGGAAAUGGAAAUAUCUAUUGCAUUCCAGGUCAUAAUACAUUUAUUCGAUUCAAUUUGGAAACCAAAGAAAAGGUUAAUCUAAAGGCAUCAAAUAUUAAAUAUUGCUUCUCAAUGAUACACCACAAAGUGUCAAAUGAAGAGUCCUAUAUUUAUGUUGUUGGUGGAGUAACUAUUGGUAAUCACCGGUAUUCAAUAGAAAAGGAUGAAUGGGAACCAAUAUUCACCAAUGAUGAAUAUUUAAGAGAGGAAUUUGGAUCUGCCAUUAUUAGUACAACUUUUUAA